AUGAGGCUCUAUACUGUACCACGAUGUUAUAACGGAAAAAACAAAAGUCAUCCAGACCAGAGCGCAUCAGCUUGUACGCCGACUGCUGCGCCUAUGCCUUGUUCUACUCUUCCCCCUGCAUUUCUUCAUCCACUUGUAAAAGGAGAUGACGCUAUCAGUGGUCCUGCUCCACCUGGAGUAGAAAAGGCAGAUGAGGAAGAUAAGUUUUUGUGGCCUACACAAAUGGUUUUUCUGCUAUUGUCUAAAUUCGAAGAGUAUAGGCCACAAUUUGAUGCGGGGGAGAAAACCCAGUCAUUGUGGUUACAAAUUGUAGAAGAUAUUAAAAAGCUAACUGGAUCUACCCUUUCCCAUAGUCAACUUCAGUCAAAGCUAAAUGGCCUCAAAAACCGUUACAAAAUAAUAUUGGCGAGGAAGGGUAGAUCUGGCAGAGGCACUAUUAGAUGGCCGUACCUAGAGAGGAUGGAAGAAUUAUUUGGUCGCUGCGCAUGGGCCAACCCCAAGGCCACUGCUGACGAAAGGGGCCCCAUUCAGCCAGAACCCAUUACCAGAAAAAUUAAGAAAACAGAUGUCACUGCCCUAGAAAAAUUAAAAUUACGGAAAGAGAAAGAGGAUCGCAGUAGAGCCAGAGAAGAAAAACGUAUGCAGGCACUGCAGGAAUUGAUGGAAAUGAAGGAAAGGCACCAUAAAGAAAAAAUGGAUGCUCUAAAGAAGAUAGGCGAGGCUUUGGCAGGGCGUAAAUUACUUGAAGAUGGAAACUAG
This is a messenger RNA of Acanthoscelides obtectus, 759 nucleotides long. NCBI's taxonomy places the organism in Eukaryota, Metazoa, Arthropoda, Insecta, Coleoptera, Chrysomelidae. The record is from the annotation of a GenBank genome assembly.